Exaiptasia diaphana is the source of this 2145-nucleotide messenger RNA. RefSeq lists its product as uncharacterized. Bases 37 to 1218 code for a protein of 393 amino acids. The transcript has a single exon. NCBI's taxonomy places the organism in Eukaryota, Metazoa, Cnidaria, Anthozoa, Actiniaria, Aiptasiidae. The record is from RefSeq and is a predicted model, not a curated record.
AGACUGAAAAACAUUUACAUAAAGAAGAAAAUCGAUAUGACURCCUUAGGGAUGGACCCUGUGGAUGAAAGUCUUGAGGAAGAAAGUGCGGAAGAAGACAACCAAGGACAUGACAAACUGAAAAGUUUCUUCAUGGUCUGGGAAAGCAACUGUCGCAAUUUCAUCGACGAACAAUUGCAGUUCUCCUGCAAAGAAGCGAUGGAGUCUGUAAAAGUCCAUGUAUUUAUGCGUAAAGAUACGCCUUCAAAUGCACUGCCACCACAAUGGGUCAAGCAUCACAUCACGUGUACAACAUGCCCAUAUGCAUCAGACACUGCAAUCUGUGCAUGGCUUGUACAACAAAUCAAUAAUCUGUCAAGCCAGAAAGAACUUGUCAUCUAUCUUGUUUGUGAUCGAGAUCGAAAGUACGAAGAAUUAAUAGRUAUUCUUCGAAACAACAACCCGCAGCUUCCAAUCCAAGAAAUCAAUGGUACUGAGAAAACYAUUUUGGAAGUUUUAGAAAAUGUUUGUCUUUGGUGUAAGAUUGUGUUCUUGAAUCCAAGUGAAAAAGAAAAUCAUUUCAACUCYCAACAUAACUAUUUUUGUAGCAAUUCAGAGUGCAAUACGAAACGGUUUGCUAGYGAAAAAGAACUUCGUACACACUUGCAGAAUCAGACACGYUGUAAUCUAUGCAGCGAUGAAAUCGUCUUUUGUACUGAGGGACAGCUGCUCUUUCAUCUUCAACAAUCUCAUGAAUACAAUUAUACAAAGAACAUCAGUGAUGACAUGGUUUGUCAGUUUUGCCCUCAAAAGAACUUUUCCUGCAUCGAACAAAAAGAAAUUCACAUGAAAAACAGUCACAAAAAGUGCAACUGUUCRUGUGGUCAGUAUUUCAGAAGCCGUGAUGAGUACCUAGAGCACUUCUAUGCUAUCUAYCCUUUGGCGUGCUUUGAAAACAGGAAAUGUCCACAACGAUUUCAGAGCAUAGAGUAUCAGGCUAWUCAUCACAAACAAGAUCACUUUGCCCUUCAGCCAUUUUACUGUGUUCCUUGCUAUCAAAAAGAUUCKACUGCAAAAAUCUGCUUCAAAGAUGAGAACAGUUUGCGAAUUCAUGGAGCUUCACUAGGGCAUGAUCACUCUGAGAUGUACUUACCAGAACAACRACAAAACUAUACCACGACYAAACUAUCACAGAGAAGAGUGCCUUCUAGGACAUGUUCAGCCAUAAAUUAUUGUUAAACACAAUAGAAUACCCUUUUCAUACCACUAUUUCUAGAUAACAUCAUUAAUUUAGGCAUCMAAAAACUCAAGACAUUUAUACUUAGCAAAGCACUCAUACACUCAAUACAGUAGAUUAGCCUACUUGGACACCAGUCUAUACUGUAUACUGGACAACCAUCAUAAAACAUGGCAUCUACCUAGAAAGUACCCAUUAAGUGUUUCAUUUAGCAUACACCUAAUGUGUACCGCCAGCAUACAGACCUACUUAAACACAUGAUAUACAUCCAACCUGACCACCAACUCUUAACAAACAACUUACAUGAAACUACUUGUCAGGAAACAUGCAUGUUGCUACCAACAUAACCCUUACACAAGCCAAACUUGUGUUUAGCCCUGACCACACUACCAGAACCAAACAGCAUCUAGACAUGUUUUGACCUGGAAGUAACCUUGUUACCCUACUCGUGGUAGACAUACUUUUACACUGUCUAGUCUGCUUUUAAUUUUUUAACAUAAAGAGGCUGAGAUUAUAUGCCAGUAGGUACAUGAGCAUGGGUAACAACAUAUAAUAUAUCAUACAAACAGCAAUAUGCAGAAAUUAUGAUUGUUUUGGCUCAUAUUCCAAGUGUAUAUAAAAUAUAUUAAAMAUUAUGGGAUAUCAUCACUGGAAAAUAUCUUAAUUGUCAAUGAUAUCCCAUCAUUUCUGAUAUAUUUUAUAUAUGGUUGAAAUAUGAGUCAAAAAGACCAUAAUUUCUGCAUUUUGCUGUAUAUAAAUAUAAUAUAUAAUAGUAACAUUCUAAAAACUCGGUACUAAAAACAUUGUGAAGCAAUAACUGCAAAAUUUCAAUAUUCUAGUUCAUCAAUUAUCAAUAAAACAACAAAUAUGGGAAAAAAUAACGAACAAUAAUCUCUAUACACCCUUUUAAUAAGUCCCGAGGUAUUACG